UUAAAAUGUUGUUAAAAAUAGUUUGUAACUUUCGAUAUUAUGAUGUUCCGGGCACAUAGAACGAUUUUAAUGUUGUUUAUAGCUUUAAUUAUUAUAUUUACACUAACAAGUUUAUGUUUUAUAAAGAUAUUGAACCGCAGAGAAGAGGCCGACGCUUUUAAAAUUAAAGUGCACGAUUAUAUUUUAAGUGAAUUGCCCUUUGUGCAAGACAAAUUUAGGCAGAGGCACAAUUUUAACGAUACCUUAUGGGAUAGUUUUCUUAAAAAUACCAAAACUCUCACGCCAAACUUAAAACCAGAACAUGUAUGGAAUAAGGUUAGAUCAUGGGUGUCCAAAACUCAACUGUACGAUCCCGAAAGUCCAGACUUGGGUAACGCUUUGGGCUUGCUGAGAUCUGCUAAGAUCCUUAAGGCCGACGUCGAUUCCAGGGGAACGCAAUUGAAAUUGCUGUUAACUUUGGAGGGCGGCCAACAAGCCGUGUUUAAGCCGAAGUGGUACCCCAUCGAUAAAGUCAUCGACGGGCACGUAUACGCGGGGAAAGAUAGGUACGGCUCGGAAAUUUUAGCUCUGUAUUUAUCGGCAAUUUUGCAUAAACCACUUACGCCGCUCGUGACCGAACGUAAUAUUUCUCUAGGCCGAGAAAUUGUCCCUGUUGCAACGAAGAGAUUACUGUCGACAAUUUUCAGUUAUAAGUCGCUUUUAUGUGUUUACGGGAAAUGUUUUUAUUGUAAACGAGAGGAUCCCGUCUGCGAAGAUGGGAGUAAUCUGCUUUCGGGCGCAAUCUUGGUGAAUGUCAAUGUGACAUUUGUAAACAAUCGAUCACCGUGGCAACGGACGUACAAAAAGGGAAAAUUGGCACUUUGGGAAACUCUGGAUGAUUAUUGUCAAUUGGUUAAGCCGAAGAUAUCGACUCACAGACUGUUGGACUUGGUGGAUGUGUCCAUUUUUGAUUUUUUACUUCAAAAUGGAGAUCGUCACCAUUAUGAAACGUUAGAUGGUAAUGUUGUCUUAUUAGAUAAUGGUAAAGGCUUGGGAAAUCCUUACACUCAUCAUUUGGAUAUUUUAGCCCCUUUGUAUCAGUGUUGCAUUUUCAGAUUAAGAAAUGCAACAUGGUCAAGGUUGCAACAACUUGGGGGUGGUAUGUUGAAAAGGCAUCUAGAAUCUGUCCCUAACAUAUCGAAUUUUGUCACUAAGGAACACAUAAAUGCUAUAGAACAUAGACUGAAUAUUAUUUAUGCAGCUGUUGAAUUUUGCAGGAAGAAUAGAGGAAUGCCAUAAGGUAUUAUUUUUACAAAUAUUAAUUUAUUACGAAUAAAAGUAUAUUUGAUAAUAA
This is a messenger RNA of Photinus pyralis (common eastern firefly), 1333 nucleotides long. Its product is annotated as glycosaminoglycan xylosylkinase homolog. The coding region runs from base 40 to 1278 and encodes 412 amino acids. NCBI's taxonomy places the organism in Eukaryota, Metazoa, Arthropoda, Insecta, Coleoptera, Lampyridae. Gene Ontology annotation, biological process: protein phosphorylation. The transcript is spliced from 4 exons. Gene Ontology annotation, cellular component: Golgi apparatus. Gene Ontology annotation, molecular function: phosphotransferase activity, alcohol group as acceptor. The record is from RefSeq and is a predicted model, not a curated record.